Messenger RNA from Paralichthys olivaceus (Japanese flounder), 1391 nucleotides. The record is from RefSeq and is a predicted model, not a curated record. NCBI's taxonomy places the organism in Eukaryota, Metazoa, Chordata, Actinopteri, Pleuronectiformes, Paralichthyidae.
UGUGGCAGCACUCACUGAUUGCAUGAGGAUUAAAUCUCUGGCAAAGUUUUUUCGGGAGCGUCAGGCACAGUUGAAGCGUUCGCUACCUUUGGGUUCUUAUCUACUCAAACCUGUUCAGAGGAUCCUGAAAUACCACCUGCUGCUCCAGGAGAUAGCGAAGCACUUUGACCCUGAGGAGGAGGGGUAUGAGGUGGUGGAGGAGGCGAUCUACACGAUGACGGGCGUGGCCUGGUACAUCAAUGACAUGAAGAGGAAACAUGAACAUGCUGUCAGGCUGCAGGAGGUUCAGUCUCUGCUGUUGAACUGGAAAGGUCCUGACCUCACCACGUACGGAGAACUGGUUUUGGAGGGAACCUUCAAAGUUCAUCGAGCCAAGAACGAGAGAACGCUGUUCUUGUUUGAUCGCGUGCUGCUCAUCACCAAACGCCGCGGAGAACACUACGUCUAUAAAACGCACAUCUCAUGUUCCACUCUGAUGUUGAUCGAAAACGCCAAAGAUUCUCUGAGCUUCAGCGUCACUCAUUACAAACAUCCCAAACAACCACACACCGUCCAGGUCAACCCCCGACAUCUCACACACCACAGCAUUUUUUUUGUGUGUGACAGAUACACAGCUCAGUAAAGUGAGGGAACCUUAAUGUCCAGUUUAAAGUUAAACUUCAGAUCAAUGUGUCCAUUUAGAAGAACAAGUGAUUGUGAAUCAGUUUCUCUGCUUUAAUGCAAAUCAAAGUAACAAGGUCAUCAGACAGGGAAUGUUUUUAAUGUGGUGUCCACAGACAGCUGCUCUCUCCUGGUCCUUCCUGACUCAUUCUAGUUCUAUGUCCUUCUCGAGUCCUUGUCACUACUUGAGGCGCUACCUGCAGCACCAUCAGGGUGCACAGGUAGUCCAGCUCCUCCAGGAGGACACAUCCAUACUUGUGGUCACAAGAAGGUUUGUGUCUCCAGCACAGUCUCCAGAGCCUGGAGGAGACACCAGGAGAUGUUAAACCAGGAGACACCAGGAGACGAUACACCAGGGUACAUUACACCCAGGAGACACCAGGAGAGCUGGACAGUAGAAGAGCAUCAACCUAGCAGCAGGUAUCUGCUCCUUGUGAGGAGGAACAGGAGGAGCACUGCUCUACAAAAUGACCUCCAGCAGGUUACUGGUGUGUUUCUGACCAAACUGUCAGAAACAGACUACAUGAGGAGACAUGACGUCCUCUAGUGGGACCUUAGCUCACAGUCCAGCACUGAGCAGCUCCAUUCACCUGAGAACACCAGGACCAGCAGGUUCACCACUGGAGCCUYGUUCUCCUCACAGAUGAGCAGGUUCACACUGAACACAUGUGACAGAUGUGAAAGGAUCUGGAGAAGCUGUGGUGAACGUGACGCUGCUGUAACAUCAUCUA